CAACAGGGAACAGUUUUAUGAUGGAUUUAGGGUAAAGGAUGAUUGGCAUUGGAAGGCAGGCAAGCAGAGGGCCGAGCAAUUAAAUAACAGAAUUUCAGAACAAAAGAUUGGAGAGCAGAAAUGCUGUACUUGCUGAUAGAGGCAGAGAGGGCUCAGAUCAUGAAACUACAGAAAGAGAAAACUAGAAACCUAGAAUCAUCUAAAAAACUAGCACCUAGAAUCAUCUCAGAACACAGAGGAGGCUUGAUGACUGAGCAGUCUGACACAGAUAUACUUGGACAACACCUCACCAAGGAGCAUGUCUCUUCCCACUCACAAUCCCCAAUACAGGAUUCACAGUGGUUCACGCUGAGUCCACAGGAGAAAUUGGACUGGGCUACUUCUUCUAAAGAUCCUAGGAUUGCUGCAGGUCAGCAGUCUCCACUGGAGAAAAUGAUCUCGAAUCUGGGUGGUGUGCAUACAACAGCAGCAAGACAGUUGAUAACUCAGAAAUAUCAAGAUGAGUAUGAAAUACUCUGUAAAGAGCAAGCUCUUUCUCUUGACUACUGGCUUGCCAAAGCAGAAUCUUUUUAUCAUAAAAGAAUACUACUGGAAAUGAUGAAAGAAGAGACCGGCACUGAAAUCAAGAAAAAAAUGAAAGGGAAAACAACCCAAAGCACAGAAGGACUAAAACAGUGCUAUUUGGUACCUGAGAGAGAGAUGAAACACAUAGAAAGGCACAUAAAUUAUACAGGACAGGCUAGAAAAUCUAAGAACAAAUCAUUUAGACAAGUACUACAACUCCCCAGUGAAACAAAAUUACCAAAAAUUAUGCCAGAAGGGCAUGGCAUCUGGAAUGCACAGAGAAGAAAGCAGGUAAAUGAGAGGGAACAGAUGCAAAUUAAGGAUCACCAGGAACGCAUGAUUCGAGGGAGAGCACUUACAGAGCAAAGACUCAGGGAAAGAAUCUUGAGAAGAAGCCAGAGCCAACCACCUACAUAUGAGAAGCAUGAGAGAGUAAAGAAAGAGAUAAAGGAGUUGGAAAGAGUUAUUGCGUAUCCUCUUUUCCAGCCAUGCAGUAGAAGUCGGAUCAAGGUGAAUAUUCUUAUGGAAAAGUCUCAGGAUGGAGAGAAAGUGAAUACAAUUAUGAAACCAUAUCAAAGAGAAUUCUUGACCAUGCCACCCUUUUUAAGAAGUCAAAUGGGAAAAAUAAGAGAUUAAAGUUUCAAUGCUGUUA
Saimiri boliviensis boliviensis (Bolivian squirrel monkey) is the source of this 1216-nucleotide messenger RNA. The record is from RefSeq and is a predicted model, not a curated record. Lineage: Eukaryota; Metazoa; Chordata; Mammalia; Primates; Cebidae.